UUUAAGCGCGCUUGAAUGACCCUCCAGUCUGGGGUGUUGCCAUCUCAUUCAUCUAGAAACCUCCAUCGCUACGAGAAGCACUGGUAUAUUUCCUUUAUCACAUCUACCUAACUUCCUAAACAUGUCUUACUGUAAAGUAAUACCCGCUGUGGCCAGAGUAAAGCCGGCUCAUUUGUUUGGCGCGAGGCUUCGCUCCACAGCAGCAGCAUCCACGCAGCACAAAGAGCUGAAGAGCGACGACGCGCCGCUGGAUCCGUCCUGCGCUGUAGUGGAGAAGCCCUGCGAGGUGGAUCUCAUCAGCCGCAAAGCGCACACGGAGCGCCAGAGGAUCUCCAUCGACUUCGACAACACACAAGAAGCCUACAAGAGCAAAGACACGCUGGAGCUCCUCAGGAGUCUGCUGGUCUUCAAACUCUGCACCUUUGACUUCCUGGUUGACAAAAAUAAAGAGUUGAUGGACCUCAGCAAGAAGGUUUUUGGUCAACGGCUCUUCGAGAAACUGAUGAAAAUGACCUUCUACGGCCAGUUUGUGGCAGGCGAGGACCAGAACACCAUCAAACCUCUGAUCGAGAAGAACCAGGCGUUUGGCGUGGGUUCGGUUCUGGACUACAGCGUGGAGGAGGACCUGACUCAAGAAGAGGCUGAGAAGAAGGAGAUGGACUCCUGUGUUUCUGAGGCUGAGAAAGAGAGUCAUGUGGACACCAGUGCAUGCUUGCUUCAGGACAAUGAGUGUAUGGAUCAUCGUGAGAAGAAGUACAAAGCUCAUCGUCAGUUCGGAGAUCGGCGUGGAGGAGUGAUCAGCGCUCGCACGUAUUUCUACGCGGACGAGGCCAAGUGUGACCAUCACAUGGAGACUUUCAUCAACUGCAUCAAAGCUUCCGCUGGAAGCUCUGUGGAUGGAUUCUCGGCCAUUAAGAUGACGGCACUGGGCCGGCCGCAGUUCCUGCUGCAGUUCUCCGAGGUGCUGGUGAAGUGGAGGAGGUUCUUCAAUCUGUUGGCGGCUCAUCAGGGGAAGGACGGCAUGGCGAUACUCGAGCAGAAGCUGGAGCUCGAACAACUGCAGGACAGUUUGAUCAAACUGGGAGUUGGUGCAAAAUCAGACAUUGAGAACUGGUUUACUGGAGAGAAACUGGGUUCAUCAGGAACCAUUGAUCUGUUGGACUGGAACAGCCUCAUCAAUGACACAACCAAGAUCUCCAACCUGCUGGUGGUGCCCAACAUGGAGAGCGGUCACCUGGAGCCUCUGUUGAGCAAAUUCACUGAUGAAGAGGAGAAACAGAUGAAGAGGAUGCUACAGAGAAUGGACGUCCUCGCCAAGCACGCUGUGGAGAACGGCGUGAGGCUGAUGGUGGACGCAGAGCAGACGUAUUUCCAGCCGGCCAUCAGCAGACUCACGCUGGAGAUGCAGAGGAUCUUCAACAGAGAAAAACCCAACAUCUUCAACACCUACCAGUGCUACCUGAGAGAGGCGUAUGAUAACGUGUCGGUGGAUGUGGAGCUGUCGCGGCGGGAGGGCUGGUACUUCGGUGCGAAGCUGGUCAGAGGAGCGUACAUGUGUCAGGAGAGAUCUCGCGCGGCAGAGAUCGGAUAUGAAGAUCCCAUCAACCCUGACUAUGAGGCCACCAACAGGAUGUACCACAAGUGUCUGGAGUACAUUCUGGAGGAGAUCAACCACAACAGGAUGGCAAACGUCAUGGUGGCGUCUCACAACGAGGACACGGUCAAAUUCACGCUGGAAAAAAUGAACGAGACGAGUCUCUCUCCCACUGAGAAUAAGGUUUACUUUGGACAGCUGCUGGGGAUGUGUGAUCAGAUCAGCUUCCCGUUGGGUCAGGCGGGAUUCCCGGUGUACAAGUAUGUGCCGUACGGCCCGGUGAACGAGGUCAUCCCGUACCUGUCGCGCCGAGCGCAGGAGAACCGCGGCUUCAUGAAGGGUUCACAGAGGGAGCGCAGCCUGCUGUGGAAGGAGCUCAAGCGCAGACUCUUCAGUGGACAGCUGCUCUACAAACCUGCCUACUAAACCACAACAUCAACAUCAGCCGCAUUCAACAGAUGGACCUCUUUCCCUACCGCAGAGCAUGACCAUGUUAGUGUGGGAAAAUCAUCACAACAUGGACAUUUGAUAGGUUUUAUAGUUUGUCAUCAGUGGUUGUGUAAAAUAAACUAAACUGAGUUAAAGACAUCAUGAAACUGCAUUUGCAAUGCCUUUAACUUCUGCAAUGUGACGGGAAACAGAAAGUGAAACAAUGGAAGUUAAUCUGAUGAAAAGCAAACCUUUAGAAAUAAUAUAUUGUUUUUAGAUAGAUAGAUAGUUAUUUUUUCCAAUGAAAAACAGACAUUUAAAAAUA
Sinocyclocheilus anshuiensis is the source of this 2348-nucleotide messenger RNA. RefSeq names its product proline dehydrogenase (oxidase) 1a (gene prodha). The record is from RefSeq and is a predicted model, not a curated record. Lineage: Eukaryota; Metazoa; Chordata; Actinopteri; Cypriniformes; Cyprinidae. Gene Ontology annotation, molecular function: proline dehydrogenase activity; FAD binding. The transcript has 15 exons. Bases 122 to 2020 code for a protein of 632 amino acids. Gene Ontology annotation, cellular component: mitochondrion.